Molecule: messenger RNA, 4297 nt
Organism: Rhineura floridana
Lineage: Eukaryota; Metazoa; Chordata; Lepidosauria; Squamata; Rhineuridae
Gene: PRR19
Product: proline rich 19
Exons: 7
Coding region: 1008-3362 (784 amino acids)
Source: RefSeq, a predicted model, not a curated record
UCGUGCGGGUGGUUUAGUACCAUCUCGGAAGCGCGGGAAAAGAGCCUGGCUUACCUGGGCUUUUCUCGCGCUUGGGGCCGCUGCAUCGGGCCAACUGUCUCAGCACGAGAUGCCAGUCCAUCACAUGGGUUAACCUGCUAUCUGGCGUCCAAGGGCAGGAGCUUUGAGGAAGUAGUUAGCCGUGGAUGGCUUGUAGAGGCCAGUUCAUUUCCUGUCCUGGUCCAAGGUGGAUCUCUCAGUCCUGACUCCCACAUCUUCUACUGUGGUUAAGAGAGUGUGGAGACCCAUCGAGGGCACUUCUCCCAGCAAAGAUCCAGGGCAUACGCUGCAACCUUCCUCUGGAAAAACAGCAGCCAUCCUUUCCCUCUCAUCAUCAUCAGCAAGCAGAACAGGCUGCCACAACAAGGAAAUAUGGCAUCAACACAGGACGUUGCUGACCAGCCCUGCUCACUGGUUGGGUGAGUCACGAAUAUUACUGGGGCCCAUGGCGCUUCCACCAGCAAGCAUAGUGCCCCUGAAUCUGCCUCGAGUGCCAAGGUACAUGCAGAACCCUUCAAGGCCAAAAAGGCCCAGAAUUCUCAGGAUAACAGCUCAAACAACCAGGCUGCAUGCAGGGCCAAGGACAUGGGACAAGAGGAGCUGAUGCAAGGGCCCAGCUUGCCUGGAGAGCAAACAUCUGAGGGGCCCUGACACUACAACGCAAAAGGUUCUCCUAUGAUGUCACCCAAAGGAUUUGUCUGAAAAUGAACUGGCCUCUAUAAGCCAGCGACAGCUAAUUACUUCCUCAAAGCUACAGAGCAUUUCCUGUCCUUGGACACCAGAUGGCAGGUUAAUCCAUGUGAUGGACUGGUAUCCAGUAAAAUCAUCUUUCACGUGAGAACCAAACAUUCAUUCUCAGCUUCAGACCUUCAGCUGCAAUAUGGUCUGAAGGCACAUGAGGCCAGCUCCCAGGUCUGCUCAGUGCCUGGAUGGGAGACCACCUGGGAACCAUAUGAGCUGCCUUUAGUAUGAAUCCUUAUGGCAAGAGAGAAGGAAGAAAGCAGUCUUUAGCCAGCUUUGGCUUUCCCUGUUCUUCCCAUCAGCUGAAAGCAUCCCCAUCAGAGCAGCAUAGCACUGAGGAGAAAUCUGCCAGGGUCAAACGCCGACGAACAAGACGAGAGCGUAACUAUGUCAAAUUUGGCAGAAACGUUACGGAUAGGGUCCCAGAACAAAGACUCAACUGCAGGACCCUACAGAAGGCAUUGCCUCCUUUCUGGAGUUCCCAGUUUAGCAACUGUGCUAAGUCAACUCCUAUCCGACCCAUCAAAGGGACCUGUGUUGCAAAACCUGUGAUUAUAACACAGAACAGACUGUCACAGCACCUGGGCAUGUUUAACAGGGAGGUGAAAUCAGCUGACAUAGAGAGACUGGUGAGCCCCAGAACUCAGCAAGAGGUUAUGGAGAUUACCCCUAUACAAAGAGACAGUAGAGUGGAGAUGCUACAGGAAGAAGAGGUCCAUUCCUGUAAAUCCUGUGAUGCUGAUCAGAAAUCUAUUCCCAGCGAGCAAUUAGGAUGCAAUGUAAAGGAUCCAUGUGGAGUGAACAAGGACUCCUUUCUUACAGUAGUCCCGGCUGUCCCUACACUGAUUAUAGAACAUUCUGUCACCACUCUACCUGCAAUAGAUGCAGGAUCCCAACCUUUAGCUGCACCUGCCAUUCUGGAGUUCAGUCAAGAGUCUGCAGGAACUGAAGCUUUUCAAAGCAAUGUCUUGAUGGCUUUAAAUGAAAAGGAAAAUGUGCCCCCUGUCCCUGCAGCAGAAACUGAUUCGGGCAAAGGCAAAAAUCCAGCAAAGGAACUAGCCCAGGACCUGCAAAAACUCCUGGAUCUCAAGGCAAUAUUCCCUGGGCGUAACUUAGUCAGUGAAACACGUCAGGCUAUUAUCAGUAUUGUGCUGGAACAGAAGAAGUUAUUACCAGAUUUUUCUGCUUUGGUGGUGCUCAAGAAGUUAGCUUGCAACAGCGACAUCACCCAUGCAGAUUUCAGGAGCCCACCUGACAGGAAGCAAGAAGAGUUGCAGUUGGAACAGAAAUCUAGCGAUGGCAGCAGAAACUCUAACCAGGGGGUUUCUCUGAAAAAUAGGAGAGGACGAGAACAGUGCUUUCCUAGCAGCCUCUCUCCCUGUCCUAUGCAUACAGCUAUAAAAAUGGCAGACAAGAAGCCCACCCAAAGAGAAAACUUCAAAUCCUUUGCUGAGCCAGAGGUGUUUGACCAACACAACUUUUACUUGGCAGCAGUUCAGCCCCGCCCUCAUCUUUCAUCUAUAUCUGCCCAGCAUGUGAACUUAGCCAAAAGUUCAUUUGCUUCAGAGGAUCAGCGUCCACUGCAUGACACUUUAUUCAGAACUGCUCGGCAUUGGGAGCAAGGACUGGGGGAAGCCUUCUGCGAGUCCAGAAUCAGGCAAGAGAGGUCUGAAAUAGCCAAUAGAGUACUGCCAAGGAAGAAUAUUUCCAAAAGGUAUUGCCUACCUUUUGUUACCCAUGAUUCUUUAGGUUCAGGCAACCUUAGCAUGAAUGGUAAAGGCUCUGGGCAUUUCAUCUUAACUGAUCCCCAGCAGAAUACCUGUGUCUAUGAACUAAGCCCAGAUCGAUGGAAUUUACGAGAGACUGAACCUGUUCCAGUCCAUAGCCUGCAUCCUGCACAGGAGCUGUGCAGUUCCCAGCUUCUAGAUUUGGGGCUCAGGCCCACAGAGAGAACUGCCUCUGAGUCUCAGACCUCCUUUGAUGUCUUAAAAAGUAUCUGGAGUCCUAAAGUGCCCAGCAAGGGAGCCAAGCUUCCUGUGUCCCGAGCCCUUGACUACCCUCCUUUGGUGCACCAGCCACCCUCUUGCAGAGAAUUGACCUCAGACCAUGGGCAGCCAAAGGAAUUUCUUCAGCUGUAUAGCAUCAUCCCUCAGCAGUACUGCUCAUCGUACAAGCAAAAUCCUCAGCAUGAUGCGUGUAUGCUCAGCAAACACCCACCACACAGGAAUGGGUUGUUCUCUGUACUGGCAAAACCCAGAGCCUACUGCCAGAAAGUAUCUGGAGAGCAAGGGAAAGCCUCAAACAGUUAUCAAUUCUGGGCACUGGCAGAGGCCCCUGAAAGAAUGCAAAGGAACAGAGACAAAGGGUGCUCUGCAUCUGGGAACCAGGCUUGUGAUCUGGAGAGGCUACUUCAGAUGGAAGAAGCACAGCAGCUGCAAAUUUUCCAGAAGCUGCCCAUGUCAUAUUUCCCCCCCUCAGAGGCUCUAGAGAACAGAAACUCCCCUCUCUGCACCUUGCAGGGCCAUCUGUUGGAACAGUCCAGCCCUGAGCCCUGGGCCUUCCCACGAAUGAAGUUGUACUGAAAGGCUGUGGGGAACUCCAUUUCUGAAUGAGGCGGGCUUGGAAAAGGAAUGAGUGCUAGGUUGAUAGAACAGGAGAACCAAGGUUAUCACUUAGAAGAGGUGUUUGCUGCUUUUUAUUAAAAAUCACAUCUCUCAUUUUGUUCUGCAAUUUCUUCUUUUUAUUUCUUUAAAGCACAUUUAUUUUGGAACACUCAUAGAUACAAAACGUUCCUCUUUCUCUUCUGGGUAUGACAACCUAUGUUUUAUCCAUAUUCCAUACCCAAGAUGACACACAAUAAUUUUACCUGGCUCCAUUAAAUUACUGUAUUUCAACAAAGUAAAACUUUCUUUCUUUGUUUUUGAGGGAAGGAACUUCAUCCGGGUCUCAGAAUUCUUUUUUGCUUGUGUUGGAAUAAAUCUGAAUCAUAAAAUUUGAAUGUCAUUUUUUUUUUUUACUAAACUGCUUUACUAACUGGUUUGAUUUAGAUUAUGCUUGUAAUGUUCUUCAUGCUUCCAGUCCAUAUGAGCUGCAUCCUCUUGGGAUUGUGGACUGUUCUUUUGCAUACAUUGUUUUGAUUUUUUUAAACAAUGUUAGUUGUGUAACUUUACACAGUAAUAGCUUUUGGAUAGGAGGAGGAAAUUCUUAAUGUUCAUUCCAUAAACAAACAAGGCACAUUGCAAUAUGUAGUAUUUGUUUAAUGAGGAAUCCUUGAAGUAAACUUAUUUUAAAAGUUAAGUCCUGUCUCACUAACACUAAGAAUUUUUUGAGAAUGUCAGCAAGCAUAUAGAUAGAGGUGAUCCAGUUGACAUUGUAUAGUAUACUAAGACUUUCAAAAAGCUCACCAAAGGGUCCUGCAAGCUUAGUAGUCGUGGAAUAAGAGAAGAGCUCCUCUUACGCAUCAGUAACUGGUUAAGAAAGAGGAAGUAUAGAGUAAGAAUAGGACAGUUCUCCCAAC